UUAAUAUUUCUAUGGGGUGCUUCGUUAUCGCUAUUACAAAAUGAAUGAGCUGGGACAUCGGUGUCAGGCUUCCCCUGUGCAGGUAGAAACUUCAUUUGCUUGUCUACGAGAAGAGUUUCAGGAAUUCAAAACGGAAAUGUUGUCUGUUUUAGAACUCCUACGUAACCAAAUCUCUGUACUCUGCAAGAGUAUUGACGACAUUGAAAUGCGGCACAGAAGAAAAUAUCUCUUGGUGGGUGGCAUUCCGGAGGACAAUAACAUUGAUCUCACUGAUACUGUUGUCAGCUCAUUGAUCAAUAAAAUAGGGCUAGCUUUGUCAGUAGAGAAACUCUCCGUUUGCGUCCAUCUUGCUAAUAUCGUGGAGGGACAGUGUGGGCCUGUUAUGCUACGCUUUACCGAGCCUUCCCUUAGGGCUACUGUCUGGAGCAUGAAGACUGCUCUUAAAGGUACAUCUCACACUAUUUCCGAGUUCCUGACUCGUUAGCGGCACU
Messenger RNA from Diatraea saccharalis (sugarcane borer), 491 nucleotides. Lineage: Eukaryota; Metazoa; Arthropoda; Insecta; Lepidoptera; Crambidae. The record is from the annotation of a GenBank genome assembly.